AUGAAGUUUCCUUUCCUAUCAGCGGCACAUCUGUUGCUGUUUUACCUGGUUCCGCUAUUGAUCGAUUUGCGGCACAGUUUUGUGCGGGCCGGUGACAUCAUCGACAUUACCAGCACCGUGUUUGACAAGCUGACCGAUGCGAUUCCGGCCGCGUACGGCGAUUUCAACUCGGACGAACUGACCGAUGUGUUCGUGCUGCGAAACAACUUCCACACGCUGCAAAUACUGCUCGGCAGCGACGACAAACCGUUGCUGAAGGAAGGGCCAAAGUGUGAAUACAAACGGCACAAGAUUACCAGCAUCGUACCGGGCGAUUUUGAUGGUGAUGCGUACAUGGACGUGAUGUUUACGGUACAACCGGAAGGCGGUGACGACGCACGCACGCAUGUGUACAUCAACUGGGGUGCAUCGGAGGAAAUGAACUGUACCGCGGAAGACGAGAAGCCACUGAUCGAGAUGAUUGGCCAACCGUUGGCGUUGGAUUACGAUAACGAUUUCAUCAUUGAUCUGUUCGGGACGGAUCUGGAGCGGAAGCGAACGUUCUGGAUCUUCAAAAAGCCGGAUGAUCAAGGACAGCGGGGCCAGUUCACAGUGCAGAUGGAAGGAACACACGGGGCGGAGCUGUCCGUACCCCAUUCGCAUGCCGUGCUCGACCUGAACAAAGACUUUACGGCGGAUCUGUUUCUCACCACGACGGCCGGGUUCGAGGUAUGGUUCGGUGUGAACAGUCAGGCCAAGUUUCGAUUCAGCCACAAGAUUGACUUCCCGGAGGGAAACUAUAACAAGCACGUGGGGCGCGCCAUCUUUCUGGAUGUCGAGCUCGACGGUAGCUUGCUGCCGGUGUUUCCGAUGUGCUUCGAUGCCAAGUGUGUCAACUCGAGCAUCAUCGUGCACCACGGCAAUCAUCUGCACGAUCUGCAGAUCGAUUUCAAGGACGACCAUAAUGACGCGUGGCAUUUCGUUGUGCCGGACCGGUCGAAUUGGGCCACGCAAAGCAUCACCUUGCGCGGCGGAGACUUUAAUCUCGACGGCUAUCCGGACCUGCUGGCAACGCUCACCAAAUCCGGUGAUCAGAUGCAAACAUUCCUGCUGGAGAAUGUACCGUGCGAGAAGAGCGCCUGCAACCACAUGACGCGCACGUUCGUCGUCCGAUGGAAAGCGCUGGCUCCAUUCUCGAACGGUACGAUGAUGGGGUCAUUUUUCGAUUUCUACAACGACGGCAUACUGGAUGCGAUCUUUGUCGAACGGUACGGCAAUGGGACGCGUCCGGUUGCCUUCCGCAAUUCACUCGAUUACGAUGCAAACUUCGUGAAGGUGAUCGUACUGACCGGGCUAAGCAAUAGCAGUGGGCCAAAGAUUUUGACACCACUAGGGCGUAAAAAGCGUACGUUCGGGACGAAUCUACCGGGACCACGGAUCGAAUACAACACCACCACGCAGGACGGUGAACCACAGCACGGUGCAUCGGCCCAGCUUCCGCAGUCCGCCUACCUAUCGCUUCAUCUUCCCUUCACCACGUUUGGGUUGGGACGGACGCCCAACUUCGUCGAUUCGCUCACGGUGGGGUUGUGGAAUCAUUCGCGCACCUGGACACAGCUGAUACCGAACUCGCAGAUGAUCGUGGUACCGAACCCGAUCGAUGAACCGGAACGCUGGAAGGCGCAGCUGUUCGUAACACCGAGCAAGCUGAUCGUGAUGAGCGUGAUCGCACUGGGUGUUAUCUGUCUCGUGAUACUGCUGCUUAUUCUCAUCCUGUACGCGAAGGAAAAGCGCGAAGAUCGGAUACAGCGAUCACUGGAGGCGCAUCGGUUCCAUUUCGAUGCGAUGUAA
Molecule: messenger RNA, 1830 nt
Organism: Anopheles marshallii
Lineage: Eukaryota; Metazoa; Arthropoda; Insecta; Diptera; Culicidae
Product: T-cell immunomodulatory protein
Exons: 1
Coding region: 1-1830 (609 amino acids)
Cellular component (GO): plasma membrane
Source: RefSeq, a predicted model, not a curated record